Pseudoliparis swirei is the source of this 912-nucleotide messenger RNA. It is a transcript of the gene sycp3, whose product is annotated as synaptonemal complex protein 3. Gene Ontology annotation, cellular component: synaptonemal complex. The transcript is spliced from 6 exons. The record is from RefSeq and is a predicted model, not a curated record. Lineage: Eukaryota; Metazoa; Chordata; Actinopteri; Perciformes; Liparidae. Gene Ontology annotation, biological process: spermatid development; meiotic cell cycle. The coding region runs from base 244 to 912 and encodes 222 amino acids.
AGCGUGUUGGCUCUUUUAGUCGGUUUUAGCUUCACUAACCAACUAAACUAGACUCCGGAAAAAAGCUCCGUUUAACUGUAAAGUGCAGUUUUAUUCUCAAGACCUGAUAGUUUAUAAAGCCGUGUUUUAUUGUAACGCUCGGUUUUAUUUAAAGAGUAAACUAAAGUUAGCUUGUACCUCCGGUUAGCCGCGAAGCUAACCGUAGCAUUUGCACAACCGAGCUAGCUUCAUCUUCAGGUUACAAUGUCGGCAGGAAGAAAAGUGAUAAAGAAAAAACACCAAGAAGAGAAAAUGGAUAAAAAGGUUUUUGAUUUUAUUACUGAAGAUGAAAAGAAGGAGUUGAGCUGCUCCGAUGAGGAAGUCAGAGAAGAUGAACCUCCGAUGGUGGACAAGUCGGCCAAAAAGAGACCAGCAGCUGCCUUUGAAGAGGGGGAGGGGCCUACAACCGCCGUGGGAAAUGAGGUUCACUCCAUGUUGGAGAAGUUUGGAGCUGACAUCAGCAAGGUGAUGCAGAACAAGAAGAAGCGUCUGGAGAGUCUGACCAAGAAUUACAUGAAGGGGAGCCAACACAAGCUGGAGCAGCUGUGGAACAGCUACCACGGACAGAGGCAGAAGAUGACUCAGCAGUACUCCCAGCAGGUGUCCUCAGCGCUGCAGCAGUGGGAGUCUGAAGCCCAGAGAGCUGAGGAGCAGGAGGAGAAGCUUAACAGUCUGUUCAGGCAGCAGCAGAAGAUCCUCCAACAGGCCCGAGUGGUUCAGAACCAGAAGCUGAAGACCGUCAGAGAACUCUACGAGCAGUUUGUGAAGGUGACCCUUGAUUCUGUGCAGGAAGUACAGCGUAAAGUACAACUUAAAGUACACAAGUACACCUCUUUUACGUCAGGUGGAGGUUGUCUGUUUGGUUCUGUUUAA